UACUCGGCCCCUUGUACGCAUGCGCCCCGGCCGCAGCCUCCCUGCCGCGCCAUUUUGCCGGGGUUUGAAUGUGAGGUGUGGAGUGGCGGUAGGAGUGGAGAGUGCCGGCUACGGUCCGUGACUGGGCUUCCCUUCUCCGUUCCCGCGUCCCCACGAGGCUCAAUGGCAAUGGAGCUCAGUGAUGCAAAUUUGCAAACACUAACAGAAUAUUUAAAGAAGACUCUCGAUCCUGAUCCUGCCAUCAGGCGUCCAGCUGAGAAGUUUCUUGAAUCUGUAGAAGGAAAUCAGAACUACCCAUUGUUGCUGUUAACAUUACUAGAAAAGUCCCAGGAUAAUGUUAUUAAAGUGUGUGCCUCUGUAACAUUCAAGAACUAUAUUAAAAGAAAUUGGAGAAUUGUUGAAGAUGAACCAAAUAAAAUUUGUGAAGCCGACAGAGUAGCCAUUAAAGCUAACAUAGUGCACUUGAUGCUUAGCAGCCCGGAGCAAAUUCAGAAGCAGUUAAGUGAUGCUAUUAGCAUUAUUGGCAGAGAAGAUUUCCCUCAGAAAUGGCCUGACCUGUUGACAGAAAUGGUGAAUCGCUUUCAGAGUGGAGAUUUCCAUGUUAUUAACGGAGUCCUUCGUACAGCACAUUCUUUAUUUAAAAGAUAUCGCCAUGAAUUUAAGUCAAACGAGUUAUGGACUGAAAUUAAACUUGUUCUGGAUGCCUUUGCUUUGCCUUUGACGAAUCUAUUUAAGGCCACUAUUGAACUCUGCAGCACCCAUGCAAAUGAUGCCUCUGCUCUGAGGAUUCUAUUUUCUUCUCUGAUCCUAAUCUCAAAAUUGUUCUACAGUUUAAACUUUCAGGAUCUCCCUGAGUUUUUUGAAGAUAAUAUGGAAACUUGGAUGAACAAUUUUCAUACCCUCUUAACAUUAGAUAAUAAGCUUCUACAAACUGAUGAUGAAGAGGAAGCAGGCUUACUGGAGCUCUUAAAAUCCCAAAUUUGUGAUAAUGCUGCACUUUAUGCACAAAAAUACGAUGAAGAAUUUCAACGGUACCUGCCUCGUUUUGUCACGGCCAUCUGGAAUUUACUAGUUACAACAGGUCAAGAGGUUAAAUAUGACUUGUUGGUAAGUAAUGCAAUUCAGUUUCUGGCUUCAGUUUGUGAGAGACCUCACUAUAAGAAUCUCUUUGAGGACCAGAACACGCUGACAAGUAUCUGUGAAAAGGUUAUUGUGCCUAACAUGGAAUUUAGAGCUGCUGAUGAAGAAGCCUUUGAAGAUAAUUCUGAGGAGUACAUAAGAAGAGAUCUGGAAGGAUCUGAUAUUGAUACUAGACGCAGGGCUGCUUGUGAUCUAGUUCGAGGAUUAUGCAAGUUUUUUGAGGGACCCGUGACAGGAAUCUUCUCUGGUUAUGUUAAUUCCAUGCUGCAGGAAUAUGCCAAAAAUCCAUCUGUCAACUGGAAACACAAAGAUGCAGCCAUUUACCUGGUGACAUCUUUGGCAUCGAAAGCCCAAACACAGAAGCAUGGGAUUACACAAGCAAAUGAGCUUGUAAACCUGACUGAGUUCUUCGUGAAUCACAUUCUCCCUGAUUUAAAAUCAGCCAAUGUAAAUGAGUUUCCUGUUCUUAAAGCUGAUGGCAUCAAAUACAUCAUGAUUUUUAGGAAUCAAGUACCAAAAGAGCAUCUUUUAGUCUCUAUUCCCCUCUUAAUCAAUCAUCUUCAGGCUGAAAGCAUUGUUGUUCAUACUUACGCAGCACAUGCUCUUGAGAGACUGUUUACUAUGAGAGGGCCUAACAGCGCCACUCUUUUUACAGCUGCAGAAAUCGCACCGUUUGUUGAGAUUCUGCUAACAAACCUUUUCAAAGCUCUCACACUUCCUGGCUCUUCAGAAAAUGAAUAUAUUAUGAAAGCUAUCAUGAGAAGUUUUUCCCUCCUACAGGAAGCCAUAAUCCCCUACAUCCCUACUCUCAUCACUCAGCUCACACAGAAGCUAUUAGCUGUUAGUAAGAACCCAAGCAAACCUCACUUUAAUCACUAUAUGUUUGAGGCAAUAUGUUUAUCCAUAAGAAUAACUUGCAAGUCUAACCCUGCUGCUGUUGUAAAUUUUGAGGAGGCUUUGUUUCUGGUGUUUACUGAAAUUUUACAAAAUGAUGUACAAGAAUUUAUUCCGUAUGUCUUUCAAGUGAUGUCUUUGCUUCUGGAAACACACAAAAAUGACAUCCCGUCAUCCUACAUGGCCUUAUUUCCUCAUCUCCUUCAGCCAGUGCUUUGGGAAAGAACAGGAAAUAUUCCUGCUCUAGUGAGGCUUCUCCAGGCAUUCUUAGAACGAGGUUCAAAUACAAUAGCAAGUGCUGCAGCUGACAAAAUUCCUGGGUUACUAGGUGUCUUCCAGAAGCUGAUUGCAUCCAAAGCCAAUGACCACCAAGGUUUUUAUCUCCUAAAUAGUAUAAUAGAGCACAUGCCCCCUGAGUCAGUUGACCAAUACAGAAAGCAAAUCUUCAUUCUUCUAUUCCAAAGACUUCAGAAUUCCAAAACAACAAAGUUUAUCAAGAGUUUCUUGGUCUUUAUUAAUUUGUACUGUAUAAAAUACGGGCCGCUAGCGCUGCAGGAAAUAUUCGAUGGGAUACAACCAAAAAUGUUUGGAAUGGUUUUGGAAAAAAUCAUUAUUCCUGAAAUUCAGAAAGUAUCUGGAAAUGUAGAGAAAAAGAUUUGUGCUGUUGGGAUAACCAAAUUACUAACAGAAUGUCCCCCAAUGAUGGACACAGAGUACACCAAACUGUGGACUCCUUUAUUACAGUCUCUGAUUGGCCUAUUCGAGUUACCCGAGGAUGAUACCAUUCCUGACGAAGAACAUUUUAUUGAUAUAGAAGAUACCCCAGGAUACCAAACUGCCUUCUCACAGUUGGCAUUUGCUGGGAAGAAGGAGCACGACCCUGUUGGUCAGAUGGUGAACAACCCCAAAAUUCACCUGGCUCAGUCGCUGCACAAGCUGUCCACUGCCUGUCCAGGAAGGGUCCCCUCAAUGGUGAGCACCAGCCUCAAUGCAGAAGCGCUCCAGUAUCUCCAGGGGUACCUUCAGGCGGCUAGUGUGACGCUGCUUUGAACUGCCUUUUUUGAAUUGGCUUAGUCCAGAAUGGUUUCUGAGGACAUCAUGUAGACAUCUGAGCACAGCUGCAUUAAAACAAAACGUGUUCGUUUUGAACUUGUCUAUUAAAUGUUGUUUUAAGCUGAA
Molecule: messenger RNA, 3213 nt
Organism: Bubalus bubalis (water buffalo)
Lineage: Eukaryota; Metazoa; Chordata; Mammalia; Artiodactyla; Bovidae
Gene: CSE1L
Product: chromosome segregation 1 like
Exons: 25
Coding region: 163-3084 (973 amino acids)
Biological process (GO): protein import into nucleus; protein export from nucleus
Cellular component (GO): cytosol; nuclear envelope
Molecular function (GO): nuclear export signal receptor activity; small GTPase binding
Source: RefSeq, a predicted model, not a curated record